AUGCAGAGGAAAAUUUGGUUGUGUGAACAACCAGUGCUGAGCCACACCCCACCCCUGAGGAUCUGGGAUGGGCUGUGUUGGGCAUGAAGUGAGGCUCAGGGUUGGAGUGACACUGUCUGAUGCUCACCUGAAUCACAAAAAUGGGGGGUUUACAAGUCAUGUCUGAACACUCUCAUGGCCUUGUCAAGAUGACUGCACUGGAAUAUCAUCAAACACACCUGUCAUUUAGCCAGCUCCAGAUACAAUGAGCCUAUCAUUUUUUUUUUUUUUUUUUUUUUUUUCUGCUUCUCCCAACCUGCUUUCUGUCUUGUGCUUCCCAGCUUGGCCAAUGGCAAACCAUCUACUCAGGUGCCUAUGUCAGGACCUCCCCAGUUCGUAGAAACAGCAAGUUCAGGAACCACAGCCCUGCAGCCCAGUCCCAGUCUAGGCUCUACUUCCUGAGGCCCAGGGCCUAUCACCUCCUCAACCCAGAAUCAAGGCUCCAGAAGCUCCCACACUGCAGGUGGCAGGCUGAUUUCAGGCAUCUGGCACACAUCUCACCCCAGGCUGGCUUCAUCAGCCCACACCUUUGCAGCUCAAAGGACAGCCCAAGCAAAGACUCCUUCCUCAUCCAGAAGGAGAGCAGAGGCUGGGUGAAGACAGACAAACUCAGACAGACAGACAGCCCACCUGCCCCUUAAGUACCAGGUGUUUGAGCCUAGUAGCAGGAAGGAGGGGAAAGAGAUGAGGCUUAAUCAGUGAGGGCUUCCUGGAGGAGGCAGGUGGCCAGGGAAGGGACUUCUAGAGGAUAGGUAGCUGGGACGCUAAGCUAAAAGGAAACUGGUGAGGGGCGCCUGGGUGGCUCAGUCGGUUGGACAUCUGACUCUUGAUCUCAGCUCAGGUCAUGAUCUUGGAGUUGUGAUUUCAGGCCCUGCAUUGGGCUCUGCACUGGGUGUGAAGCUUACUUUUAAAAAAAAUUGAAGAAGGGAACUGAUCAAAUACCUGCUCUGUGCUGGCCUGGGAUGGGGGUUUAUUGUGUGCAUGUAUUUACUCGUUUGGCAAGUACUUUGUCUACAAAGUGCCAAGCACCAUUUUAGGCACUGAGGAUACACCAGUGGACACAACAGACCAAAAAAAAAUAGCUGUCCUCACAGCUUCUAGUGAUGGGAGAGACAAUUAACAAGAAGAAUAUGCAAAAUAUAAAAUAUGUGAUGUGAUCAUAGUUGCUAAGGAGAAAAUUUAAGCAGGAGAGAGAGUGUGGGGAGGGAAAGGUCAGUUCUAGAUGGGGAGGCCAGGGAAGGCAAGGCAGUACCCGGCACAGAGAAAAGCAAGCACGCAGGCCCUGAGGCUGGAAAGACCCUAUGCAGACCCAUGCACAGCAAAGAAGUCAACAGGCCUGGCAGCAAGAGAGCUGAGGGCCGUGGAAAACAAGGCCAGAGUCCUCAGGUGAGGCCUGAGAAGGACCACCUCACACAGGCCAUCCUGAUGCCCCUGGCUGUCACUCUCAGUGAGCAGGAAGCCUGAGCAGCGCUUUAGGGAAAAGAGGGGGCACAAUCCCCUUGGUGGCUGCGUCAGCAAUGGAUAAAUGGGGGCAAGGACAAAGCAGGGCAAUCCGUUAUGAGGCUACCGCAAUAAUCCAGGAAAGAAACAAGCCGUGGGUUUGAUGUUACCAGGAUAACCUUAACAGAAUCUGUGAGAAGCGACCAGACUUUGAAAAUAUUUUGAGAGUAGCACCAAGAUGAUUCUGUGGCACUGAACAUGGGGUAUGAAUAAAAGGAAUCAACAAUGACUCUUAAGUUUGGGGCCUUAACAAGUAGAUGAGUAACAUUGCCAUUUACUGGAAGAGUAAGUAAGAAGGAUGGAGAGGGAUGUAAGGAGCAGGUUGCCGGGUAAAACACAGGACAGCCAGCUAAAUUUUAAUUUCAAAAAAAGAAUAGAUAAGUGUCGUUUAGUAUAAGGAAGUCCCGUGUACAAUCUAAAAUUCAAUUUUAACUGAGCACGUGAUUCGGGGUAUGGUUUUACUUAAGGGGGGGGGGGUGCGUUUACUUGUUUGCUUUGUCCCUAAAUCUGACAAUCCUACUAAAGGAAGGAGUUAGAUCGGGGACAAGGUGAGUCUGCGAUACUUACUAGACACUGAUAGGAGAGGUGGACGGGCGGCUACGCACAUGAGCCCAGGGUUCAGGGGGCUGGUCUGGCUGGAGAUAAAUAAGUAUCUAGGAGUUGUCAGCCUAAUUCUGAUAUUUUAAGCCCUGAGACUGAAUGGCACCACCAGGAGAAGGAGUGGGGCCAGAGGAGAGAAGGAGCCUAGGACUGAGCCCCAGGGCACCUCAAUACUUCAACGUCAAGGAGAUCUGGAGGACCCAGCAAAGGAGACGGAGAAAGAAAAACCAGAAAGGAAAAAAAGUCAGGAGAGUGUGACAUCCUAGGGACCAAAUUCCUGCUGGGAAUGCAGAGCCUUAGCUGUGGGAAGCCGGGCAAGAGGGUUCAGGUGGAAUGUGAUGAACCAGGGACUGGUUAGAGUGACUUCAAGAGGGGACAGAGGGAACAAAUGGAGAUGAUGCAUCAAGACGACUCUUUUGAGGAGUUUUACUACAGAGGAAUGGAAAGAAACGAGGCAGAUGCUGGAAGAAGGGAGUGAGGGAGGUGUGUUUGUUUUUUAAGACAAAGGACUACCAGCACAUUUAUUGUAAAGGGAAAGAUCCAGUAAAGAGCAGAAGGGAGAAGAUGGAGGAGAAAGAAAGGAGGGAGGUCCGGGGCGGGUGAGAAGGGGUGGGAUUCAGGACACAUGUGGAAUCUUGAAGCUUGCCGGCAACUCAGAAAAGCCAGGCGUUACCUCUAUUUGACGAUAAAAGCUGUGUGGGCAGAAGUUCCAAGUAAGUCCCCGUGUCUUGGAAGGAAAGCAGUAUUCUAGCCUGGAUCCUGGGACAUCUCUUCCUUCCUACCCACAGCCCCAGGCAUGCUGCAGCACGGCUGGAAAGCCCCCAUUCUUCCACCUGACCUGCUUCCUAGCUGGUUCUGCCUGCCCCACUCUGCUCAAGGGAAGAAAGAGCCCCUGCCGCACAUACACAAAUGCAAGGAAACCCUCAGCCAGAGAGGGAAGCCCCUACCUGAGGCCUGGGCAGAGUUUCAGACACUGGGGGAGGCCUGGAACAAAACCAGCCCCUGCCAAGGCCUGGGCCAGAAGAAGUACAGUGCCAGGCUUAGGGCCUGCCACCCCCAGAGAACAGGUGUAGACCCUGAAGGGAGUGUGGGUGGCUGGGGCAGCUUCCAAGCCCUGCUACAACACAGUCUUGCCCUGAGGCAGGGGGCUGGCCUACAUGGCCUCCCACACCUUCCCCUGCUCAGGGAGCAGGACUUGGAAGUGGGACGACAGGGCCUCACAGCCUCUUUCUGGGAUGGGGACUUGUCCAGAUCCCUCCAGAAAAAGCAGAGGCCGGUUGUUGGAGACACUGCCUGAUGUCAGGAGGGAGGGGGCAGCAUCUGGCAAGGUCCGAAUGAUAAGGAGCUCGGCAAUAAAAUCACCUGGUCACCAGAGCAGAAUAACCUGACCACACACAAAGACCCUGCCACACGCCACCACCUCACAGACAACCACACAUGCACACUACCUCACAAAAGCCUCCCAGCCACCUCUGCAAUCAUACCCGUUCACAACCACACCACCAACCAUACACCCAUAUUCCCCACACCCCCCCCCUUAACACACAGCUACCCAAUCGCACUUACCAGACAGACAGUCCCCACACAUAACUUUCUGUGCACCCAGCAUUUACUUUGCAAACAAUAACUGAGUGCACUCUGGAGAAGCAGCAGGAGUGCUACUGGCAAGCCCGCUGCCCUCUUAGAAUGUCAGGGAACGUUCUGAAGCGACACUGCUGAGGAAGUGGAUGAGGUGACUUCAGAUGGGGUGCCCAGGGAAUACCUCUUUCAGAAGGUGAUGAGUGAAAAGCAGUCCGGGCAGAGGGCCAGGCGUCCAUGCAAAGGCCAGGAGGCUGGACUGACUGUGGUGUGUUUGUGGAGCAGAAUGAAAGCCGGGGUGACUGGAGAAGAGUGACCAAGGAGAUGUGGGAUAGGAGACAAAGCAGGACCAGGUCGUUUGGUGCUUUGUAGUCCAAUGUCAGGAGAGUGGGUGUUAGUAUAAAAGUAAUGGUAAGUCACUGCGAGGUUUUCAUAGGUGAGUGACAUCUGAUUUACAUGAUGAAAGCAUUACCUUAGCUAGGAGAAACCAUGGGAGGAAAACUUUUUCAGUUCCCAGAGUAGGGAAGGCAUUUCUAAUUAUGACCAAACCCAGAAACCAAAAAGAUAAGAUGGAUACAUGUGACUGCAUAAAAAGUAUGUUAAUUCUGUAUGGCAAAAAUUCCAUAUUCAAAGUCAAAAAUACAAGUGUGUAACCAGGGACGGUAUCUUUUUUAUUCGUAUCAUAGACAGAGGGCUUACUGCUUUAAUAUAUAAAGAGCCCCUAAGAAAUCAAUAACUUAAAAGGCAACCAUCCACUAGAAAAAGGGCAAAGGCAGGAGCACCUGGGUGGCUCAGUUGGCUAACCAUCUGACUCUUGAUUUUGGCUCAGGUCAUGAUCUCCCAGUUCAUGAGAUCAAGCCCCGCAUUGGGCUGUGCGCUGACAGUGUCAGCCAGCUUGGGAUUCUCUCCCCGCCCCCCUCCGCCCUCUCUCUCUCAAAAUAAAUAAACAUUAAAAAAAAAAAAAAAAAGAAAAAUGGGCAAAGGCAAAGGACAGUUCACAGAAAAACAAACAAAAUGGAUGUUAAGUAUAUCAAAUGAUGCUCAUCCUCAAUCAUAAUAAGAGAAAUGCAAAAUAGAAGUAUAAUGAGAUACCACUGGCAAAGAUCAUACAGUUUGAUAAUGCUCUACACUAGCAAGGACACAGGGACGCAAGCACUCACGUCUGGUGGCAGCAUAAACUGAUACAUCUACGGAGAGGAUUUGGCAUUAUCUAUAAAAAUUAAAAAAUGAGCAUACAACUUUACCCCAAAAAUUCCACUUCUAGGAAUGUAUCCUAUGGACCUAAUUUUAAAAUGUGUUAAAUGAUGUUUGUCCAAGCAUAUUUAUUGCAAUGGUGUUUAUAAUAGAAAGUAGGAAAUAUAUGAUUGGAAGCAGCCUUACGCUUCAUCAGUAUGUGACUGAUUAAAUACAUGAUAGUACACAUACUAUUUAGCUGUUCUAUGCACAGAACCAUGUGCAUAGCAUACCCACAUUGGGUAAAUGUCAAAAGGAGAGUAUCUAUAUAGUCAAAGAUGCAUAGCUGAUCUCAGGAAGGAGAAACAAGUAACUGGAAACCUGGUGGUCAUGUGAGCAGCUCUGGUCACAUAAUCUGGGGUUCGGGGAGAAGUCAGGAGUAGCACCACAAGUGUGGGGACUCCUCAGUGCUGGAUAGUAUUGAAAGCCCCCAGACUGGAUGAGUUCACCCGGGAGAGAAGAGGCUAGAGCCUGGGACAUGCCCACCCUGGACACCAGCAUGUGGCCUCCAAGGUGCAAGAAAACUGGGAGUGUGGUGUCAAGGAAACCCAGGGAAGAAAGCGUUCUGAGAAGGAGGCAGUGGUCACCCGCUGUGUCAGGUGCUUCUGUAGGUCCAGGAGGGUGGGGAUGGAGACACGACUGUUGGAUUUAGCAUCAUGGAAAUCCGUGGUGACCUUGACAGGGCUGCCUUUGUGACACAGUACCGGGAUGGAAACGUUGUUCAAAUGGGUUGAAGAACAACUAGGAGGGAAGGAAGUGGGGAGCAGGUUUGCUCUGAGAUGCUGGAGAGCAACAGGCCGCAGGGAGCAGAUGGCAGAGUCAUGGACCCUCACAGGACGCUCUCAUGUUCACACAUCCCCCAACACUGGCACAUACACAGAAGCACCGAGACCACCGGGCAUGGGGUCUCAACAGUGAUGUUCAGGGGCCAUGACCCAGUGAGUAAAAGACGGCCUCUGCCCUGUGGCUUUGCCCCAUCCAGAAACCACAAGGCUGAGACCUCCAGAGCUGGCUCUGCUGCUUAGCAUCUGUAUGACCCUGGGUAAGUCACCUAACCUCUCUGUACCUCAGUGGGAAGGGUCACACCUUCCUCCCCACUGUGAGGAUGAAAUAAAGUCUGCCAGCCAUGCCUGGCGCAAAGAUGUCUCUGAACACGCAAUGCAGGGUUAGUCUCUAUCGAAAUGAGUAGUCGGUAGGGUGACCGUGUAAUGGAUCUUCCCAGGUUUGGGGGCACUCUUGAGAGUAAGGGGAGGAUGCGAAUUACACUGGACCACAGGUGGCAAACCCGUACAGUCCUGGGGAAAUCCCAUGUACAGUCACCCUUGUGUUAACCACACCACCUCUAUGUCUCCAUCUCUAUGGAGACAGCGAGGGCUCAGCCCCAAGGUGACUAAGACCCCAGGGCUCCCAGGGAGGCCAGAAACGCUGGGGUUUCUCCAACAAGGCUGGGAAAGCUCCUUGUCACAGCACACUAAUAAAUAAGACAAAGCCUCUUUGUACCCAGAGCCGAGCCCAGCUGCAGGCCCGCCUCCUUCCGCAGUCUCUAGGGCAAGGGCGCUCUCGCCCCAACAUCCGACUCCCUCGCACAGAAUCCGCCCCUUGUCCUAACUCCAGGCGACCACCUCUGCCCUCACCCCUGGACAAAGGAUCCCCCCAUCUCCUUUCCAGGCACAGGACUCGCUGUGUCCUUUCCAAUGUGGACGCAGAGUCUGCUCCCCACCUUGGAGGCCACAGAGCCUGAGCCAGGCACCGCCGUGGAGGCUCAUCGUGCCAAGAGAGCAGACCCCUAGAGUGCCCCCAAGCAGGGUCCCGGCCGGGCGCCGGGCAGGAACAGAGACCCGCAGGGCGCGGGCACAGUCGCCGUGGCAACGCGUGUGGGCGAGUCAUGAUUGCAGGCUGUCCCGGGCCACGGCACUUAACAGUUUAGAGUGCCUCCCGCCCCUGAUCUCAUUGGAGCCUUUGCAACAGCCCUGCCCAUGGCCACCGAUGCCCCCAUUUCCCACAUGAAGAAACCGAGGCUCGGAGCAGCGACGAGCCCCUCAGAAGGCCGCCCCGGCAGCGGGUGGCAGCAGGACUAGACGCGGACCCCUUGCGGCCGAGCCGGCCCCCAGGCUCCUCCCCGGCCCUCCCUCCUCCGCGCCGCCCCCCUCGCUGAGCCCGCCGCCGCCGCGCGCCUGGCCUCCACUGCAGAGCCCGGUUCCCGCCCCUCCGCCGCCGCGCGGGGCUCCCGGACGCGGGCUCCCGGUGGGCACGGCCCCCGGCACGCCCGCCAAGCACCAUGGACUGGAAGACGCUGCAGGCCCUCCUGAGCGGCGUGAACAAGUACUCCACGGCAUUUGGGCGCAUCUGGCUGUCGGUGGUGUUCGUCUUCCGCGUGCUGGUGUACGUCGUGGCCGCGGAGCGCGUGUGGGGGGACGAGCAGAAGGACUUCGACUGUAACACCAAGCAGCCCGGCUGCACCAACGUCUGCUACGACAACUUCUUCCCCAUUUCCAACAUCCGCCUCUGGGCCCUGCAGCUAAUCUUCGUCACGUGCCCUUCGCUGCUGGUCAUCCUGCACGUGGCCUACCGGGAGGAGCGCGAGCGCCGGCACCGCCAGAAGCACGGGGACCAGUGCGCCAAGCUGUACGCCAACGCGGGCAAGAAGCACGGCGGCCUGUGGUGGACCUACUUGUUCAGCCUCAUUUUCAAGCUCCUUAUCGAAUUCCUCUUCCUCUACGUGCUGCACACGCUCUGGCAUGGCUUUGGCAUGCCACGCCUGGUGCAGUGUGCCAACGUGGCGCCCUGCCCCAACGUCGUGGACUGCUACAUCGCGCGGCCCACCGAGAAGAAGGUCUUCACCUACUUCAUGGUGGGUGCCUCUGCCGUCUGCAUCGUGCUCACCAUCUGCGAGAUCUGCUACCUCAUCUUCCACAGGGUCCUGCGAGGCAUAGCCAGGAACAAGCCCCCGAAGGGCCACAGCCUCCCAUCCUCCACCAGCCGGGCCUCCACCUGCCGCUGCCACCACAAGCUGGUGGAGGCUGGGGAACUGGGCUCCGACUCUGGCGACGACAAGAGACACGCGUCUGCACCCAGCAUGACCCCCAUCUGACCACAGGCUGGGGAGCGACGCUGGAGCUGCCAGUGGGGACAGAUGGGCAGUACUGCACGGGGGGAGGGGUCCUACAGGUGCUGGGUGCCCCCACUUUGAAUUCGCUAAUCUAUCCCGUUUCAUUUUUGGCAGAUUUUUUGAGCACUGGGCACUGUGCUGUCUACCCAGGUAUAAGUCACACCCCAGAACUAGCGCCAGUCCUUGGGGGAGACAGACAUCGAAACAAACAAAUCAAUGACUGAGUGCGAGGGGACCCCCAGGAGGCUCCCAGCAGAGCUUCCGCCUAACCCAGGAGGGAAUGAUCAGGAGAGACUACCCUGAGUACAAAAUGUUUGAGAGAGGUGAGAAGGGCUUCCUAGAUGAGAAAGCGGCAGGUGUUUGCAGGUGAGAUGUUUGCCCUGGUUUGGAAGCACUGGAUCAAAGGGAAUUUCAUUCCCUUGGGAGAAGCACCCAGGUUCUGGGCUGGAAAGGAAGUAGUCUCUAAGCAGUGGGAGGUCCAAAGUCCUGAGGGUGAGCUUGUGAAGGGGAGGAGGAGAUGGCUCUGUGACGCCACCUGCUGCUCGAGAUACUCAGGUGUCCUCCUGGUCCCCACUGUCCUCAGGGGAAGCCCCCUUUCGCCCAGUUCUGCUCCUCCCAGGCUCAGACAGCUUUUCUGCCGUCUUCUUGCCACAAACGUGCUCAACCUAGUGCCAGCCUCUCAGACUCUGCUGCCAGAGACUCAAGGUAGAUGUUCCUUGAAAUCAAUAAAGGCU
Messenger RNA from Acinonyx jubatus (cheetah), 8793 nucleotides. It is a transcript of the gene GJB3, whose product is annotated as gap junction protein beta 3. The transcript has 2 exons. Gene Ontology annotation, cellular component: connexin complex. The record is from RefSeq and is a predicted model, not a curated record. Lineage: Eukaryota; Metazoa; Chordata; Mammalia; Carnivora; Felidae. Gene Ontology annotation, biological process: cell communication. Bases 7229 to 8041 code for a protein of 270 amino acids.